AAUCUACAAAGGCGAUUGGUGGAUCGUGCUCUGACGCGUAUCUACUCUGACCUGCGAUUGGCUGGGAUGUUAGCGAGGGGGCGGAGCCAGCCGUUGCGGUGUGCCCGCAUGCCCGGAGAGCUCCAUUGCUCAGUGUGAGUCAGCGCUCGCCAUGAACGAGGAGAGCCUGCGGGAGGGGGAGAGGCUGGUCUCCGCCGCCUAUCUCCGCCAGGGCAAGGAGGCCCGCCGCUCCCACGAACAGCUCGUACGGGUUCUGGUGGAGAAAGGGAAAUGCCCACAGGAUCCAUGGGAUGAGAGCACCAUUGAGCUUUUCCUGCAAGAGCUUGCCAUCAUGGACAGCAAUAAUUUUCUUUCUAACUGUGGUGUUGGAGAGCGAGAGGGAAGAGUCGCAUCUAGCAUGGUUUCCCGUCGGAAUUAUCGACUAAUACAUGGGAUUGGACGUUCAGGAGAUAUUUCUGCUGUCCAGCCAAAGGCUGCAGGCUCCAGUCUUUUGAAUAAGCUAACAAAUUCAAUAGUUCUGGACAUAAUAAAGAUGGCAGGUGUGCAUUCGGUGUCCAGCUGUUUUGUGGUCCCCAUGGCAACUGGAAUGAGUUUAACUCUUUGCUUCUUAACUCUACGACAUAAACGACCAAAGGCAAAAUAUAUUAUCUGGCCACGGAUCGACCAAAAAUCUUGUUUUAAAUCAAUGAUCACAGCAGGUUUUGAACCUGUGGUGAUAGAAAAUGUUUUAGAAGGAGAUGAACUGCGUACAGACCUCACUGCCAUAAAUGCAAAAAUCCAGGAGCUGGGAGCAGAGAACAUCCUGUGCGUUCAUUCUACCACUUCCUGUUUUGCUCCCAGAGUACCUGACAGGCUAGAGGAACUGUCUGUGAUCUGUGCUACGCAUGACAUCCCUCACAUUGUCAAUAAUGCCUACGGUGUCCAGUCUUCCAAGUGUAUGCAUCUUAUCCAACAGGGUGCCCGGGUAGGAAGAAUCGAUGCUUUUGUCCAAAGUCUGGACAAGAAUUUUAUGGUUCCAGUAGGUGGCGCUGUUAUCGCUGGUUUUAAUGAUUCAUUUCUUCAAGAUAUCAGCAAAAUGUAUCCAGGAAGAGCAUCUGCGUCUCCAUCUUUGGAUGUCCUCAUAACACUGCUGUCACUUGGUGUAAAGGGAUAUCAGGAUCUCUUGAAAGAAAGAAAGGAAAUAUUUUCAUAUCUUUCAAAUGAAUUAAAGAUAUUGGCCAAAAGGUACAACGAGCGGUUACUGGAAACCCCAAACAAUCCCAUCUCAUUAGCUUUAUCUUUAAGGAAUCUGAGUGAUAAGAGUGAAGCUACCAUAACCCAACUUGGAUCUAUGCUGUUCACAAGACAAGUAUCUGGUGCAAGAGUUGUGCCUCUCGGCACUUCACAGACCAUUAAUGGAUUUGCUUUUAAAGGUUUUAUGUCUCACUGUAACAAUUACCCGUGUGCAUAUCUGAAUGCAGCCUCUGCCAUUGGCAUUAAAAAAAUAGAUGUUGAUUUGUUUAUCAAAAGACUUGACAAGUGCCUAAAAGUGUGUGUGAAGCAGAAGCAUUCAGAGGACAAAGAAUCUACAGACACCCAACAAACCAAAGAAGAAGAUGCCACCGAAUUGGCAGAAGCCCUCGGAGCCAAUCUACACUUGGAGAAGGAAAAAAGUUGAAGUGGUCUAUAUUUAAAACCAAAAAAGACUGUUAAAUCUAGUGUACCAUUAUUAAAACUGCUGUGCAGUUCAUUAGUUUAUGUGCUUGUUCUAAACAAGACUUGGAACAUCUUGUUUUGAUUUUGAAAAU
This is a messenger RNA of Pelobates fuscus (common spadefoot toad), 1787 nucleotides long. RefSeq names its product Sep (O-phosphoserine) tRNA:Sec (selenocysteine) tRNA synthase (gene SEPSECS). The transcript is spliced from 10 exons. Gene Ontology annotation, biological process: conversion of seryl-tRNAsec to selenocys-tRNAsec; selenocysteine incorporation. Lineage: Eukaryota; Metazoa; Chordata; Amphibia; Anura; Pelobatidae. The coding region runs from base 152 to 1657 and encodes 501 amino acids. The record is from RefSeq and is a predicted model, not a curated record. Gene Ontology annotation, molecular function: O-phosphoseryl-tRNA(Sec) selenium transferase activity; tRNA binding.